CUGUCAAGUCUUUUCCCAAGUCCCAUCACCACCCACACAGAAUCAUAAAUCCCCAAAGAUCUCCCUUCAAAACCUCAAAUUCAAACCUUUGAAACUCCAAGAACAUAACUCAACAAUGGCUGAUCCUUCUGAAUUAACUCUCCCACAAUCAGUUGAACAAUUGCUUCAAAAAAUUUGCGUUGAACAAUCACUUCCACCACCUGACACACAUGCCAGAAGAGUCCUGGCUCGACUCGGCGAAGAAACAUCGCUGGACAUUCUUACGAAAAUCUCUAUCUCCGAAGUCAGAACGCUCAACGGUUUUAUAGUUCACAUGGCGAAGAAGUACUACCGUCCAGUCGGCUCUCCAGGAAGUGCCCAGAUAUCUCCUCAGAAACGAAGUUCCCCUUGCUCUCCUUCUGCAUAUGCCCAUAAUGAUAGUGGCUAUAACUCUCCUAUCCCCAAGCAUCUGGUACUAUCUCCACCUUGUAGUCCACAGAUUACAGGCACUCAAAGUAUUAGUCACCAAUUGUUGGUCCUCAGUCAGCUUGAAUUCAGAAAAGCCUUUCUAGUUUUAAGUUACAUUGGGCGCUGCAGGCUGGAGGAAGUUAUGACCGCUGGAGAUGCUGAUGAUAUAUUAAAACAUAAAAAUCAACCAAUGAGGAUUUUUGAGUCACAAAUUUGGAGUACCUAUGGCCAGCAUUAUUGUGAUGAAUCAGAUUGUAGGAAGUCUUUUGAUUGGGAUUCUGGUAAGACACGUCUCUAUUAUUGUCAUGUUUAUCCUGAUGGAAGUUAUAAUUUCAAGGGCCCGUAUUUGGACACAACAAGAACCCACUUACAAAGAGAACUGGGAGAUGACAAUGUAUUGAUUGUCAAGUUUGCAGAAAAGUCUGUGGAUUGUACUGAUUUGCCGAAUGGUUCUAGUAAUUGUCACUCGGUGUAUAACAAGAUUGCCAAAGAAGGAAUUCUUGUUGGUCUGAGGCGCUAUCAUUUUUUUGUGUUCAAAGAUGGAGGCAAAGAGGAGAAGAAGAAAAGCCCAACCUCGUCAGCCAUUAAGUGCUACUUCGUCCGAAUGGAGUCUGUUGCUCCAAGUGAUGAGAGAGAAUCUUAUAUUUUGUCUAGAAAAAUGGUCUAUCAAGCAAGGAGUCUUUUCAUGCAUGUGCACAUGGUAUCUAGCAUGGCCAAAUACAUGGCUCGGUUUUCCCUGAUUUUAUCAAAGACUAUAAAGCUUCCAGUUGACCUUACCUCUGUGCAUAUUGAAAAAAUUGAAGAUAUUCUUUGCCAAGAUGAAAAUGGUUCUGUUGUUUAUGAUGAUGGAGAACGUCUUAUACAUACAGAUGGAACUGGCUACAUUUCAGAAGAUUUGGCAAUGAGGUGUCCCGAAGAUUUUUACAAUGCAAAGUAUAUAAAGGAUGACAAUUUUCAGAAAGUAUUGGAACUGAGAGGGACAGAAACUCGCUCUAGGGAGCCGCCUUUGCUGAUGCAAUGCCGGUUGUUCUACAAUGGUUGUGCUGUGAAGGGAACCCUUCUUGUCAAUAGAAAGCUUCCACCAAGAACAAUUCAAAUUAGACCCUCCAUGGUAAAGGUUGAGGCAGAUCCAAGACUUCUAAAUGCAGAGUCUUUGAACUCGUUGGAGAUAGUUGCAAUAAGCCAUAAACCAAGGAGGACUUUCCUUUCGAAAAAUUUGAUUGCACUUCUCCAUUAUAAUGGGGUCCCUAAAGAAAUUUUUUUGGAGUUACUGACAAAUGCACUUGAAGAUUCUCAGAAGAUAUACUCCAAUAAGCGUGCAGCACUAAGAGUUGCCUUGAACCAUGGAGAAAAUGACGACAAUUUUUUGGCAGCAAGCAUGAUUUUGUCUGGAGUUCCUCUUAAUGAACCAUGUCUUCAACAUCGCUUAUCUCAUCUGCGAAAUGAAGAGAGAAAGGGGCUUAAAGGAGGAAAGCUUCCAAUCAGCGAAUGCUUUUAUUUAAUGGGGACUGUUGAUCCAACAGGAGAAUUAAAUAACGAUGAAGUUUGUGUUAUUGUACACAACGGCCAAUUGUCGGGAGAUGUUUUAGUAUAUCGAAAUCCUGGCCUUCACUUUGGGGAUAUACAUGUUCUAAGGGCUACCUAUGUAAAGGCCUUGGAAGAUAUUGUUGGAAAUGCCAAACAUGCUAUAUUCUUUUCCACCAAAGGCCCGAGGUCAGUGGCUAAUGAAAUUGCAAAUGGUGAUUUUGAUGGGGACAUGUAUUGGGUCUCCAAGAACUCUCAGUUGUUCAAAUAUUUCGAAGCUAAUAAACCCUGGAAACGCUGCUAUUCGACACCAAAAGCCCUCAACAGAAAGCCCAGUGAGUUUUCACCUGAGGAAUUGGAACAUGAGCUUUUCCAGCUAUUUCUAAAAUCAAGGGAACCAAGGUUGAUGUUCCAAGUGAAUUGAAAGCUGAGUUGUAUCCACAUUAUAUGGGAAAGAUGAACAGCUAUCAUUCUACGUCUGUCUUGGGACUAAUUCAUGAUACAGUAGAGCAAUCUGAAACUGAAGGUGUUCUUGUAGUAGAAAUUUCAAAACUCCCUUCUUUCGAUGUUGUAAUCCCCGAAGAGUGCUUGAGUUUGUGGAAGGAGAGGUACUCUCAAUACAGAGGUGAGAUGACAGCGGCCUUAAAACCUGGCCAUGAAUCCAAAAAAGAUAAUGCACAGGGAGUGAUCGAAAAAUACAAGCAGUUACUGUAUGGUGCUUCUGAGUUUCAAGAGAGUGCAAGGACAAUAGAGGAGAUCUACAACGAGGCGCUCGCAAUAUAUCAUGUAACAUAUGACUUUGCUAGAAGUAAAAAUGAUGUUAAAAAAUGUCUUUUCGCUUGGAAAGUAGCUGGUUCUGCCCUCUGCAAGUUUCAUGCUGCGAAACAAGGUGAAAGGUCAAUGGUAUGUUUGCCAUCUGUUUUACGUGAGGUGCUAAAAUAAAAUAGAGAAAUUCAUGACUCGACUCGUUUGCUUGACUGGUCAUGACCACUGCCAUUUAUCUCCUUGAGACCAAUCCAACCAGCGAUUUCCUCCUGCCCGUGGGAUAAUAUUUCAGAGUAUGGAGCAGGACAUGAACAGUUUGAUUGUAUUAACUUAUUAUUCACUUAAAAGAGUGUUGAACAAGUGUAAUAUCUGAUAUAUAUGUCUAACAGUGUAUACAAGUG
This is a messenger RNA of Ilex paraguariensis (yerba mate), 3137 nucleotides long. The record is from the annotation of a GenBank genome assembly. Lineage: Eukaryota; Viridiplantae; Streptophyta; Magnoliopsida; Aquifoliales; Aquifoliaceae.